Pisolithus orientalis is the source of this 1056-nucleotide messenger RNA. RefSeq lists its product as uncharacterized. NCBI's taxonomy places the organism in Eukaryota, Fungi, Basidiomycota, Agaricomycetes, Boletales, Pisolithaceae. Bases 137 to 808 code for a protein of 223 amino acids. Gene Ontology annotation, molecular function: GTP binding. The record is from RefSeq and is a predicted model, not a curated record. The transcript has a single exon.
GCGUUCAGCUUACUCUCCCUUCUUGUUAUAAUGGGUUUCCUUUGCUUUCGUUCCAAGUCAAAUAGCGCACCCGCAAGAGCGCUUGUGGUUAGUCCAAGGAUGUUCUUAAAUUACCUGUCGUGACACUCACGGUCCCAUGAAGCAGGUUCAUCAAGCCGAGCCACCGAAUAGAGAACGCGGUGGUCAAGAACCAUAUAUAGUGGUGGUGUUUGGCAGGACGGGCGCAGGCAUCAGCUCUCUAGUCAACCUAAUUGCAGGCUCGACUGUGGCUCAGUGCCACGCAGACACCAGGCCAUGUACACAGAAAAUGAUGGGUCAUCAUGCCUCCUUUGCCGGCAAACGCUUUUGCAUUUAUGACAUCCCUGGAUUUGGAGGUGUCUCGUCGGAAAGCGAAACCAUCGAAAAUAUCCAGUCGCUGGAACGAGAACAGGGAAUCGACGUCCUGGUGUAUUGCAUGCGCAAGGCGAGGCAAACCAUGAUGCCAGACAUUUUACACGAAAUCCGCCGCGUUGUUCCUUUGGGGGUCCCAAUUGUGGCCGCAGUGACAGAGCUGGAGAGGGUUGAGGGAAGUAUGGAGAGCUGGUGGACCACACCCUCGGAAGCCGGCAAACUCGCUAAUGGUCAAGCGCUAGAGAAUAUGGGAAUGUCAUUUGACCAACACGCAUGCGUAACGACCCUACCUCCCGAAGAUGCGGCCCAUCACAAUACGUUCAGCGAACGGCGCAAGCAGUCGCAGGAGGUGAUACACAACAUCUUGCUGGAGAGAUGCAGGGGAAUGAAGAGAAAACCGGAGUCGUCACUCCGAUGAGCGCGGGAUGAACUCUUCUGUUUUCCAUAUCUUGCGGGAUGUUCGUUACCUUCGGACUAGAGAAUGACAGUCUGGAUGGCCUGCGGAGGUCGGGAAUUCACUGCGCACGCUUAUGAAUGAAGGUAUGAGGCCAGAAUGCUGGCCGUUUGCUAACCGAGGUAAGAAAGCAAUGGAGACAUACACACUACUGUGAUGUGCGCAUGAUAACAAUGUCGACAUUGGCGGCUGUGGCCGUCUCAGCCGGUAAA